UUCACUUUCUCGCGCUAGGAUUGCGGCGGCAUCUCACCGCACAUUCCCAUCCCCGGUCGUUUCUUUUUCCUUUCCUUGAUUUUUUCUUUCCUUUUCCCCCCUCCCGAUCCUUCGCCGCACUCGCUUUUUGGCUGACCAUGUCUGGUAGCAUAACGACGCCAUUUGGCCAUGCGGUGCCGCCUGCGCCGCGCCACUCCGUCACCGUCCAUAUGCCGGGGUGGGAGACGGUCGAGAAGUUCGCGUCCGACCCGGCCUCCGUCAUCGGGACCUUCCAGAACGUCUAUCCGCGCAUGAAGCCGCACCAAGAUAUCGCCGAUCUGUCCGCCGCCGUCCUCAAGUACACCGACGCCGAGGACCAAGCGUGCCUGCUGUUCUCGUCGUUGCAGUCGGCGAGGGAGUGCGUUGAAUAUGCCACCUCCGAGAGGCGGGACGACGGCACCAGCAAGAAGCCCGUUCCGCCGGACCAGAUAGUGGUUCGUACCUUCAACGCGGUGGAUCGCUUCUUUGCCGUGCUAUUCCCGUCGGAGUGGCUCAGCAUCGUCGCCAACUUCUGGGUCACGCCCGGUGCCGGCAUCUCGUCUCGGUUCGCCGACGCGAAUCUUAAGCGCAUUGCGUCGCUCGCCGAGCUCCCGACGCCGACCGCCGAGUCCGUCCGCCCAGGCUUCGAGAGCACGGCGCACCAGGACAUCCGCCACCGGAUCGUGCAGCACCUGGGGCGUUCCUCGCUGACCCCUCGCGACCAGCCGAGGCCGACGCCUGACGACGUCUACCUCUUCCAGACCGGCAUGGCCUCCAUCUUCAAGCCGCACACUUACAUGCUCAAGCGCAACGCCGGCACCACCGUGCUCUUCGGCAUGUCGUUCAUAAACACGCCCGUGGUCUUUGAGGAGUUCGGCCCCGGCCUCGCAUUCUUCGGCAAUGGCGGCGAGGAGGACCUGCGCGACCUCGAGAAAUUUCUCGAGGAAGAGAGGGACGCCGGGCGGAAGGUGCAGGCGAUCUGGACCGAGUUCCCGGCAAAUCCGCUGCUCGAGACCGCCGAUCUGGCGAAGCUCCGGGAGCUGGCGAGCACGUACGACGUCGUGCUCGCGAUCGACGACACGAUCGGCAGCUGGGCGAACGUCGACAUCACGUACGUGGCUGACAUGCUUGUUACCUCUCUAACGAAAUCAUUCAACGGCUACGCAGAUGCGAUCGCGGGAAGCGUGAUCCUCAACCCGGCGUCCCGCAAGUACCACGAGCUCAAGACGCUCUUUGACAACUACUACGUGCCGGAGCUCUACAUCGACGACGCCGAGGUCAUCGACCACAACAGCCGCGACUACAUCGACCGCACGCUCAAGCUCAACGCCAACGCCGCCGCGAUCGCCGACUACCUGCAGUCGUGCGCCGAGGACCCGGCCAGCGCCGUCUGCCGCGUCUUCUACCCAUCUAUCAACGCGUCGGGCGCGCACUACAGGCAGUUCAUGCGGCCGGACAAGAUCUCGGGAUACGGGUGCCUACUGAGCGUCGAGCUCGAGGACGUAGCGACGACGGCGGCCUUCUACGACGCGCUCAAUGUGCACAAGGGCCCACACCUCGGCGCCCCCUUUACGCUCGCCUUCGCCUACGUCAUGUGCAUGUACGGGGGCCGACUCGACUGGGCCGCGCGGUACGGCAUGAAGCCGACGCAGAUCCGGGUCUCGGCCGGGCUCGAGGAGACCGAGGCGCUGGUCGACGAGUUCAGGCUCGCCGUGCAGGCGGCCGACAGGGUCAAGCAGGGCGGUGGCGCCGAAGCCGCUUGACGAUGUAGCUAGAUUACAGAGAUACCCCCCCUCCUACACCUUCUACACCUUCCACCACGCCUCCAACCUUGACCGCCUCCGAAUCUAGACCCUUUCUCCCUCCCUCCCCCCCUUUUAUCCCGCCCCCGUUCGCACCCACUCCCCUAGACACUUUGUCGCGCCCGCUCGCAUCAUUCCGCUGUAUGUAUU
Messenger RNA from Durotheca rogersii, 1970 nucleotides. Its product is annotated as pyridoxal phosphate-dependent transferase. The transcript is spliced from 2 exons. The coding region runs from base 138 to 1781 and encodes 547 amino acids. Gene Ontology annotation, molecular function: cystathionine gamma-synthase activity; pyridoxal phosphate binding. The record is from RefSeq and is a predicted model, not a curated record. Gene Ontology annotation, biological process: transsulfuration. Lineage: Eukaryota; Fungi; Ascomycota; Sordariomycetes; Xylariales; Xylariaceae.